AUGCCAAGCAAGUUUAGGAAAGCAAUUGGGGCUGUGAAAGACCAAACCAGCAUUAGUCUUGCCAAGGUUUAUACCAAUAAUACAUCAAGGUCCAAUCUUGAAGUUGUGAUUCUUAAGGCUACGAGACACGAUGAAGCUCCUGUGGAUGAUCGUUACGUUAAGGAACUUCUCAAUCUUAUAUCUUCAAGCAAAGUUUAUGCAGCUUCUUGUGCACAAGCCAUUGGCAGAAGGAUUGGCAAAACCAGGAAUUGGAUCGUUGCCCUCAAAUCUCUUAUGCUUGUUCUUCGAAUUUUCCAGGAUGGUGACCCUUAUUUCCCUAGAGAAGUCCUCCAUGCAAUGAAACGUGGUGCCAGGAUUUUAAAUCUUUCUACUUUUAGAGAUGAUUCCAAUUCAAGCCCUUGGGAUUAUACUGCCUUUGUGAGGACUUUUGCUCUCUAUCUUGACGAGCGCUUAGAUUGUUUCCUUACAGGGAAGCUUCAGAGAAGAUUCACCAACAGAGACAGGAGAAAUGGCCACCAUAGAAGCCGGAGUGGUACUGAUCCAGUUUGUGAAAUGAAACCUUCAUUGUUGCUUGAUAAGAUCUCUUUUUGGCAAAGAUUGCUUGAUAGAGCUAUUGCCACUAGGCCAACCGGUGCAGCCAAGACAAACAAGUUGGUGCAAUGUUCUUUGUACGCCGUUGUACAAGAGAGCUUCGAUCUCUACCGAGACAUUUCUGAUGGGCUUGCGCUUCUUUUAGAUAGUUUCUUUCAUUUACAAUAUCAAUCUUGUGUCAGUGCUUUCCAAUCUUGUGUCAAGGCCACAAAACAAUUCGAAGAGCUUUGCUCUUUCUAUGAUUUGUGUAAAAGUAUCGGAGUUGGAAGAACUUCUGAGUACCCAAGUGUUCAAAAGAUAUCAGAAGAGCUUAUAGAAACAUUACAAGAAUUCUUGAAAGACCAAGCUUCUUUCCCUACACAUAUUAGAUCACCUUCAAAUUUUCUUCUUCCAGCACCACCAUCCCAGGACCCAUCUUCAAGCUCUGAUAGGUUUGAGGCGUGUGAUCAGUACGAAAAGUAUUCUGGGAGAGAAUCUGAAUACGAGUCGCAGUGCAACUCAUUGGAGGAUCUUAUGUGUGUCCAAGAAAUGGGGACAAGCACACCUCCAUAUGCGGACCAGACUGAAGACACCUAUAGCGCCACUGAUUCGGAAUCAAUUCAAUCAUUUCCCACAACAAGCGCAACAAAUAGCGGCUUAGACCUUGUCUCCUUGGACGACUGGCCAACUUCAGAAGAUCAAAAGCAGGAACAAGAACAGGGACAAGGACAACAAACUUCAACAAUGGGUUCAACUUCAGGUCAAAAUGAUUGUUGGGAGAUUGUGCUAGCAGAGACUGCAAGCCAACCACAAGUAAAUUCGACCCCUAUGGACUUUUUCUUCGAUCAAGAUUCAACAGAUUUAGCUGAUGGAUUUGGUAGUCCAUUUGGGAACAGUUUCUCUGGUCAAACUUCACAGCCAGAGUCUGCAAUUCUCAGCAAUUUCUUUGAUCAAGCUUCAGUGCCAGAGCAUUACUACAAUCCAUUUCUACAAGAUACAAUUGAAAUUCCAACGAUUCCCACAACCAAUAAUAACGACCAACUUGUAUUUCCAAUCGACGAUGUGUUUCCAGCAGCUUCUCCAACAUUUAAGGCAACACCAACAUUUUGUGCCAAAAAUCCUGAUGGGGCACUGCCAUUCCCUAAUGAAGAUGAUCCUUUUGGUCCAUACCCUAUGACAAUGGCUAAUACACAUGAAUCUAAUGGUUGCAUGGAUCAGCAGAUGCUGUUACGUGAGCAGCAAUUAUGGCUUCAGCACCAGGACAAGAUAAUAGCCAAGAAUAUGGCUUAAUUAUUUUCUAAUCAAAUAUAAAGCAUCAGAAUCUGUAAAUUAUAUCA
Hevea brasiliensis (rubber tree) is the source of this 1907-nucleotide messenger RNA. RefSeq names its product clathrin coat assembly protein AP180. Gene Ontology annotation, molecular function: 1-phosphatidylinositol binding; phosphatidylinositol-4,5-bisphosphate binding; clathrin heavy chain binding. Gene Ontology annotation, cellular component: clathrin-coated pit; clathrin-coated vesicle. The record is from RefSeq and is a predicted model, not a curated record. Bases 1 to 1860 code for a protein of 619 amino acids. The transcript has a single exon. NCBI's taxonomy places the organism in Eukaryota, Viridiplantae, Streptophyta, Magnoliopsida, Malpighiales, Euphorbiaceae. Gene Ontology annotation, biological process: vesicle budding from membrane; clathrin coat assembly; clathrin-dependent endocytosis.